Odocoileus virginianus texanus is the source of this 3866-nucleotide messenger RNA. Lineage: Eukaryota; Metazoa; Chordata; Mammalia; Artiodactyla; Cervidae. The record is from RefSeq and is a predicted model, not a curated record.
AUGAAAAGCUGCUGAAUUUUCUUCCCGUUUUUGCAGGCGAACUGCAGAGGAAGAUUGGCCUGAAAGUCCUUGAGAUGAGAGGCAAUGCGGUAGUUGGGUACUUGCAGUGCUUUGACCUGGAAGGCGAGUCUGGGUUGGUGGUGCGCGCCAUAGGAACAGCGUGCACGCUGGAUAAAUUAAGUAGCCCAGCGGCACUCCUUCCUGCCUGCAACUCCCCGUCCAGAGAGAUGAAGGAGAUUCCCUUCAAUGAAGAUCCCAAUCCCAAUACUCACUCAUCAGGACCCUCAACCCCUCUGAAAAACCAAACUUAUUCCUUUUCACCUUCCAAGUCCUACAGUCGACAGUCCUCUUCUUCUGACACAGAUUUGAGUUUGACACCCAAAACUGGAAUGGGAAGUGGUAGUGCUGGAAAAGAAGGGGGGCCCUUUAAAGCUCUUUUAAGACAACAGACUCAAUCAGCAUUGGAACAGAGGGGAGGAUCGCCUCAUAGGUUCUGUAGAAGGCGGGAAUUUCCAUUCUUCACCCUGACGGCAUUUCCCCCUGGAUUCCUCGUGCACGUUGGGGGCGUUGUUAGUGCACGCUCUGUGAAGCUUUUGGAUCGUAUCCACAAUCCUGCCUUUGUCGGAAUUAUGGGUAACACAAGAUCUUACAAACUGCUAGACUGGAAUAGUUUCAAUUCAGAUGAACCAGAAACUCGAGAUGCAUGGUGGGCAGAAAUCAGACAAGAAAUAAAAUCCCAUGCCAAAGCAUUAGGCUGUCAUGCUGUAGUGGGCUACAGUGAAUCAACUAGCAUCUGUGAAGAGGUCUGUAUUUUAUCUGCAUCCGGCACGGCAGCUGUACUGAACCCUAGAUUUUUGCAGGAUGGCACCGUGGAGGGCUGUUUGGAACCGAGGCUAGAAGAAAAUUUGCCUGCAGGCUGUGGAUUUUGCCAUAUACCAUAUGAUGAACUGAAUAUGCCGUUUCCAGCUCAUCUCACAUACUGCAAUAACUGCAGGAAACAAAAAGUUCCUGAUGUUCUCUUCACAACCAUAGACCUCCCAGUGGAUGCAACAGUUAUUGGAAAAGGUUGUCUCAUUCAAGCAAGGUUGUGUCGCUUAAAAAAGAAGGCACAGGCAGAAGCAAAUGCCACAGCCAUCAGUAAUCUCUUGCCAUUUAUGGAAUAUGAAGUGCAUACUCAGCUAAUGAAUAAACUAAAGCUCAAAGCAAUGAAUGCUUUAUUUGGACUGAGAAUUCAGAUCACAGUGGGAGAAAAUAUGUUGAUGGGCUUAGCGUCGGCCACCGGUGUGUAUUUAGCAGCUUUACCAACUCCUGGUGGUAUUCAGAUUGCUGGAAAGACUCCUAAUGAUGGCUCAUAUGAGCAGCAUAUAUCUCAUAUGCAGAAGAAGAUAAAUGACACGAUUGCCAAGAAUAAAGAGUUAUAUGAAAUCAAUCCUCCAGAGAUAUCUGAAGAGAUUAUAGGAUCCCCCAUUCCAGAACCUAGACAACGCUCACGACUUUUGAGAUCUCAGUCAGAAAGCUCUGAUGAAGUUACCGAAUUGGACCUUUCACAUGGGAAAAAAGAUGCCUUUGUUUUGGAGAUUGAUGACACAGAUGCUAUGGAAGAUGUACAUUCUCUCCUCACUGAUGUCCCACCUCCUUCAGGCUUUUAUAGUUGUAAUACAGAAAUUAUGCCUGGUAUAAAUAAUUGGACAUCUGAAAUACAGAUGUUUACAUCAGUAAGAGUAAUCCGAUUAAGCAGCCUUAACCUGACUAAUCAAGCCCUUAAUAAGAACUUUAAUGAUCUCUGUGAAAACUUGCUUAAGAGCCUGUAUUUUAAACUACGGUCUAUGAUCCCCUGCUGCCUUUGCCAUGUCAAUUUUACAGUCUCUCUCCCUGAAGAUGAAUUAAUUCAGGUUACAGUCACAGCAGUUGCAAUAACCUUUGACAAAAAUCAGGCUUUACAGACUACAAAAACACAUGCUGAGAAGUUAUUGCAAAGAGCCUCUACAGAUAAUGAAGAACUUCUGCAGUUUCCCCUGGAACUCUGUUCAGAUUCACUUCCUUCUCAUCCUUUUCCACCAGCUAAAGAACACCUGGAGAGUGCAAGUUCUAACUCAGGUAUCCCAGCUGCACAGAGAGCAACGUCAGUUGAUUACAGUUCCUUUGCAGACAGAUGCAGCAGCUGGAUAGAGCUCAUUAAACUGAAAGCUCAGACCAUAAGGCGCGGAUCAAUUAAGACAACAGUGACAGUUGAAAAAGCAAGUCCAAUGGGUGAAGGAAACUUCCGGAAUCGUUCUGCUCCACCUUGUGCAAAUUCUACCGUUGGGGUUGUUAAGAUGACACCUCUUUCUUUCAUUCCUGGAGCAAAAAUAACAAAAUAUCUUGGGAUAAUUAAUAUGUUUUUUAUUCGGGAAACCACUUCUCUACGUGAGGAAGGUGGAGUCAGCGGUUUUCUGCACGCUUUCAUCGCUGAAGUGUUUGCAAUGGUGCGGGCACACGUCGCUGCGCUGGGAGGGAACGCUGUCGUCUCCUACAUAAUGAAGCAGUGUGUCUUCAUGGAGAAUCCAAACAAAAACCAGGCACAAUGUCUUAUAAACGUCAGUGGUGAUGCAGUGGUUUUUGUUCGCGAAUCUGAAUUAGAAGUGGUGUCUGCUCAGCAGCCUGCUGCCAAUUGCCAGCCCUCAUGUCCUGGAGGAGAAGUCACAACCUGAAGUCAAGUAGAAAGAAAGAGUGCAACUAAAUGUCAUUCAUCAGUCUCCUUUGUCUUUCAUUUAUCGUACUAGACGUAAAAAAUGAACUUAAUAAUAUGAGAGAAUGAAGAAAGAAUUGAUCCCAUAUGAGGAUGUUUGAUUUGAAUGGGAUCACUUGGAGGCAUGAGAAUUUUCAAAUCUUGACUUUUUUUUUUUUUUACCAAGGCUAGACAGGCCUCAUAGAGGCUCGACUCCCCAGGAAGUUCAGAUAAAUUUCUCUGAGAACUGUAGCAAAGAUGCAAGCUAUUUAUAAUUUAUGUUGAUUUUAAUAAAACCAUAAUUUAAAUUAUCAGGAAAUUAGGCUAGCUAUCCUGGUGUAAUUUAUAAAAAUUAAGAAAUUAACAAAUUGUUAAUAAGUAAUCUGAUUUGAGGAAUGUAUGGGGAAAAUGGAGAAAAGUUUUCAGAAAACUGUGAGUUUAUUAAUGUGUCAUUUUGAUGAGGAAUUUGGUAACCACUAAAAGGGAAAAGUGCUUUAGCCAUCUUUGAAAAAGAAGUUAAACUUCUAUGACUUGUAUCCUAAUUGCUGCAAAAGUAUAAUCUGUUUAUCAGAGCCAGUGUCCUUUCAUUGGAAGCUUAAUAAUAUCUCUAAGGAAGAAGGAAAAAAAUUACUUUAUAACUUCAUUUUUACCCAAGUUUUAGUUUGUGUUUAAUUUUUCUGGAAGGGGCUUGGCUUCAACUGGAAAGAACAGGCCAGUGAUUUUUGUUGAAGUAGUUAAAAUGUGAUCUAGUUGGAACAUAAAAUUAUUUUCUAAUAAGGUCAUACUGAACUCCUACCAAAUAGACAGAAUUUUAGUACUAUCUUAUUAGGGUUUUGGGGUGGUGAGGUAGACUGUAUUUGGCAUAGAAUUUGGAAAUGUAACUUGAAUGUAAAUAUGCUCCAGAAUGUUGAAUGUAUAGAUAGAAAUACGUGUUGUUGUUUUUUUUUGUCAAUGCCAAAUACAUAUUACAAAUGAACCUUUAAAAGUACAUUCCUCCUUUGGAUAAUAAAAUUUCUUUAUGAAACUCAUGAUUUUGCUCUUACAGGAUAACAACUGCCCUAAAGAUUAGGAGUCAUUUCCUUGUUAUCACAGGUGUCAAUAUUUUUCUGUAUUUUGUUUAUAAUUUUAUUUUUUAAAUAAAAGGUUUUAUAAACUGGAA